Messenger RNA from Pelobates fuscus (common spadefoot toad), 561 nucleotides. Its product is annotated as interleukin-20-like. The record is from RefSeq and is a predicted model, not a curated record. NCBI's taxonomy places the organism in Eukaryota, Metazoa, Chordata, Amphibia, Anura, Pelobatidae. The transcript is spliced from 6 exons. Bases 1 to 561 code for a protein of 186 amino acids.
AUGAUAAACUUUGACUUCAAUAGUUUGUAUUGGAAUAAGAGUUUAAUUGAAGGUUACAUUCUAGGUGAAGAAAAUCUGAUUGUAACAGAAAUUCCAAAAACAGAAGCAAAUUAUAAAAAUCUUUGUCCACUGUCAGCUGACAUCUCUGAAAUUAAAAGACAUUUUUAUUCAAUCAAAGAAAUCUUGCACAGCAAAGACCAGAUUACUGAUGUCAGCCUUCUGAAUGUCAGCAAACUAAACAAAUUGAAACACUCUGAGAGAUGCUGUUUCCUUCUCCAAUUGACACAUUUCUAUGUCAACAAUGUGUUUACCAAUGUGGAAUUCAACACAACCAAGGAGUUCCGAAGUCUUCACCACUUGGCCAACUCUAUUAUUAGCCUAAAGAUGGAACUCAAGGACUGUCAUUCAACGAUGAGAUGCUAUUGUGGAGAUCAGUCGCACCAAAUGAUUAAAGAUUUCAAGGCAGAAUAUCACAAGCUAAAUACUGAAGCUGCUGCUCUGAAAGCUGUUGGCGAUCUGAAUAUACUUCUCCACUGGAUAGAAAAGUCAUUCCUUAAUUGA